Molecule: messenger RNA, 2802 nt
Organism: Monomorium pharaonis (pharaoh ant)
Lineage: Eukaryota; Metazoa; Arthropoda; Insecta; Hymenoptera; Formicidae
Gene: Duba
Product: OTU domain-containing protein 5
Exons: 12
Coding region: 499-2250 (583 amino acids)
Biological process (GO): protein deubiquitination
Molecular function (GO): cysteine-type deubiquitinase activity; K63-linked deubiquitinase activity
Source: RefSeq, a predicted model, not a curated record
UACCUACAAAUCUCGCAUAUUCUCCGACUCCGAAGUGGCUCCGGAACUCUGACUGAAGCCGAGGCAACGGGUGAAUAUGGCCGUCUGACAAAACAUUCCAGGCAUAGCAACGAUCAACGACGUUGUGUCGCUUUCGCACGGGCAUGCUGUACAAUCGCCGUGAUCAUAGUACGACGUCGUCCUGACCAAAGUUUCUCUACAUUACGGGUGACGCAACGUCGACGUGAACGUGGAGAUCGAAGGCAGCGUGGAAGGUGCGCAGCGCGGUCAGAACUCCAUUCGCCUAUUUUGUCUGUGGGGGAAAAAAACGUGCAUAAUAGGUGCGCUCAGAGAGACGGUCUCGCUGGCGAUCGCGAGGGUGAUUGAAUUCAGGGCAACGUGUGGCGUACGAUCACGAAUCGAUUCGUGACAUCGCUUCUCAACGAGUACGAGCUGGAUAGAGAGAAAGAGAGAGAGACAGAGAGAGAGAUAAAGGACGGGAAUUGAUCGUUCACGAUCAUGACGAUCUUAUCGAAGAAGAAGGCGAAUGCGUCGAAGGACAGGACGCGCGAGGGAGGCGCCGGACCCGAGGUCGACGUCCAUCACGGGGUAGUGCAGAACGAGCACAGUUCCGGCAACAUCGCCCUCCCGAACAGUCCUUAUCAGGUACGGGGCGCCAGCGGUUUCGCCGUCGAUCUACAUGGCGUCCAAAGCGAUCAUGGAUCCCACAGCGGUUCCCUCGUGCUGACUGGCAACUCGUACGAGACAAAUGAUCGCCGCGACGACAAACACUUUGAAGAUGGCAGUGGCCCGAGUCAUGGUAAACGUCACAGACAGAGAGUUAGUCCCCACAGCUGUAUUAGACCUUCGCGCGUGAAGCGCGAACGGGAAAGGGAUAGAGGUAGAGAAAGGGAGAGAGAGAGAGAACGUGAAAGGCAGGCUACUCCACCUGCUGCUUCUUGUAACGGUUCGCAAGUCACGGAUACUAGUGUAAAUGGGAGAGUAAGCAUUGUCGGGAAUGCCUCAAAUUUGGAAGACGAACUGGCAAAUGGCUACAACAGCGGAGACGAAUAUACAGGAGCUACAGAGAAUGAUGUCUCGUUAGCCGAAUGGCAAGAUAAAGAUAGAUGGUUCGAGAAACGCCUCAAGAAGAAAGGACUUGUAUUGAAGAAAAUGGCAGAGGAUGGAGCUUGCUUGUUUAGAGCAGUAGCAGAUCAGGUCUAUGGUGAUCAAGAGAUGCAUGGAAUAGUGCGAAAGCACUGCAUGGAUUAUAUUGCUUCUAAUCAAGAAUUUUUCUCGCAUUUUGUUGCGGAGGAUUUCAGCACGUAUGUGGACAGGAAGAGGCAAGAGUACGUGCAUGGAAAUCAUAUAGAAAUGCAAGCUAUGUCAGAAAUGUACAAUCGUAGUAUUCAAUUAUAUUGUUAUAGCACUGAACCUAUCAAUAUUUUUCAUACUAUGGUGGAAAGCGAUAAUGAACCAAUUAGGCUGUCAUAUCAGCGUAAUAGUCAUUACAACAGUAUAGUUGACCCAUUUAAAGCUACGAUAGGCGUCGGUCUUGGUUUACCAUCAUAUAAUCCUGGUGCUGCCGAUCGCGCUCUGAUAUCCGAUGCUGUUCGUCAAAGUGAGGAGUUGCAUAUUGAACAGACAAUGCUGGAGGAUAAGAUAAAAGCUACUGAUUGGGAGGCAACUAAUGAAGCCAUCGAGGAACAAGUAGCUCGGGAAAGUUAUUUACAAUGGUUGCGUGAUAAUGAGAUGCGUAAGGCACGUUCAGCCAGUAGUAGCAGUACGAGCACAGUUACAAGCGCGCAGCAUAAUCAUUCACACUUUCAUUCACAUGGAGGUCGUGGACAACAGCGUAGCCAUACCUCUUCUCCGACUACGACGCAAACUAGCCAAGAUAAUUUACGUAAUUCUCCAAAGGUUAAUGAUGCGGUACGAUACAGCAAAAGAUCGCCACAACAUCAAUCGACUCAAGGGUCAAGCAUAUCCCAUCUACCAUCGGAUUUCGAGGCGAAAAUGAUGCCACAAGAACCUGUGCCUGGAAGUAGCAAAGAGGCAAAUGCGUCUCCUGAUAUUUCAUUGUUUAAUCGCCUUCCUCCCGAAGUAUUUGGUCUGACGGAUUGGGAAGAUAGCCAAAUACUUUCACAAGUGCUGGCAACAUCACAACAAGAAUAUUUGGAUAGCCUGAAGCAGUCACGCGUGUCCGCGUCCGCCGGAAACGAUAGCGCGAAUACGAUAGAGUCUAGUAACAGUUCUAUUAACAAUUCUUGAAAUGCGGUCGGUAACGACAAAGUUCAAAAGAUAUCAGAGUAAAAAUAUAUACAUUUAUAUAUUGCAAUAUUAUCUAAUCCCGUAUUGUGCUAGGACAUAAAGCGAUUUGCUUUGUUUAUCCGUGAGUAAAUGUUGCAAUAAUCAUUGUUUGGUUUCUAUCCUUUUCGUCUUUUCUCUUCGUCUUUCUCUCUCAACAGUACAUAACAUACGUAUGGGACUUCUUACAAGUACGUACGUUAUAAUUGUUAGAUGCUUUGUUAACAUUUACAAAGUAGCUGUGCAUCUUUUUCGUUGUGGGUACUUUUAUAUUAUUAUUAAAAAAUAACUUGAAUUAUUUUCCUUCGAAAUUAUUACCACUAAAAAAAAGAAAUUUUUUAGUUUCUGUUAUAAUAAUCUCUAUUAUACUCCUUUUGGGAUUUGAUAUUUUUCUUAAAAAUAUGCAAUAUGUUUUUGAGCAGAACAUAUAUUGUUUGAUAAUCGUGAUGUUUCUUCUUUAUAUAGUUUAGGUCACAACGCUUUAGAAAAAUCUGCAUUGCAUUAUUUGUAAAAAAA